Molecule: messenger RNA, 1251 nt
Organism: Microthlaspi erraticum
Lineage: Eukaryota; Viridiplantae; Streptophyta; Magnoliopsida; Brassicales; Brassicaceae
Source: the annotation of a GenBank genome assembly
AUGGAGGAUCAAAAACAGACGAGUUUCACUUUUGAGAUAGAUAACUUCUCCUACAAGGAAGCUUUGGUAAAAUCACCAACAUUCUCAAGCGGCGGCUGCGAAUGGUAUGUUAAGGUUUAUCCCAAAGGAGAUAUUCUUGAUGAUCAAUUGGCUAUGUACCUCUGUGUUGCGAAUCCUGAAUCAUUGAGACUUGGAUGGAAAAGGCGAGCUAGUUAUUCCUUCGUUCUGUUGAAUACAUCAGGCAAAGAACUCUUCAGAAAAUAUGAAUCGUGCCCGUUGUUUUGCGCUCAGUUCUCAGGACGGGGUACAACAAAAUCCGUGCCUCUUAAAGAUCUUCAAGAAAAAGGGUUUUUGGAGAAGAAUAAACUGAGAGUUAAAGUGGAAGUAAAAGUAGUUGAAGUUGUUGAUCAAGGAGUUGUCACUGGUAAUGAGACGUUUGAUUUCAAUGGUUUCCAAAUUCUAUAUUCUCAGUUUAUUUCAGUGAGUCGGCUUUUCGUAGAACAUCCUGGCAUUGCUGUAAAUAUCAGACCAAAGAGCAAACCGGUCAAGACAACAUACAUGAAUCUCCUCCUCAAUCUCAUCGAGUUACUGAACAAGCCUCCACAUAGCUUCACGGAAACUGACCUAAGCAACGCGCAAAGCGAGUUGAUCGAUCUUACAGAAGUAGGAUUCAAGCUAGACUGGUUGAAGACAAAGCUUGAUGAAGUUUUCUUGGAGAGGAAGAAAACGAAUGCUGCUGAUGGUUCUCGAGUCCAAGAACUCGAGGAACACAUCAAGAAUCUCAAAGUUGAACUGAACGAGGAGAAGGUCAAGUCUGCUACUUCUGGUGCUAAAGUUCUGUCAUUGGAGCAGACUGUGUGGGAUCUUAAAGAUGAGGUGUCAGAUCUCAAAGUUGUGGUGUCUGAUCUUAUAAAUGUUGAGUCAGAAGACUCAGAAUUUGAAGAUGAGGUGUCGGAUCUCAAAGAUGAGCUGAACAAGAAUGAGGCCAAAUCUGAUACUUGUGCUGCGCAUUGUUUUUCGUGGGAGCAAACGGUGUCCGAUCUCCAAGAUGAGCACAUUGUUUUUCGUCCGAUCUCAAAGAUGAGCACAUUGUCCGAUCUCCAAGAUGAGCUGAACAAGGUGAAGGAUAAAUCUGAUACUUGUGCUGCUAAAGUUUUGUCUUUGGAACAGAUGGUGUUGAGUCUCAAGGAGAAGAGUGUUGUUGGCUCUUGGGAAGUAUUGGACUACGCGGAUCUCCAUAAUGAAAAGUAG